Hypomesus transpacificus is the source of this 1722-nucleotide messenger RNA. It is a transcript of the gene ntd5, whose product is annotated as ntl-dependent gene 5. NCBI's taxonomy places the organism in Eukaryota, Metazoa, Chordata, Actinopteri, Osmeriformes, Osmeridae. The record is from RefSeq and is a predicted model, not a curated record. Gene Ontology annotation, cellular component: extracellular region. The coding region runs from base 64 to 1128 and encodes 354 amino acids. Gene Ontology annotation, molecular function: peptidase inhibitor activity. The transcript is spliced from 8 exons.
CCUGAAAACCCUCCGUGUCUCCGUCUCCCUCUCAUACCCUCUGAAGCCAGGCAGAGAGGAAGGAUGGACUUGGUGAUUCUGCUGCUCACUGUGUGGGCUGUAUCCAGUCCUGGGUCUGCCCAGGUCCCAGCUGCAGCGUCUGAUCUCUGUCCUGAUAGGCUCCUGGGUAAUGAGAGGCGAAGGACGUGUCCAAAACCGUGCACGGAGGACAAAGACUGUGGCAACAAGCGCCAGUGUCUCUGUGAUGGACAGUGUGGCCUCAGCUGUGUGGCCCCAGGUCGUUCUUGUCCCUGGCCUGUGCCCCUUGGUGAACAUUUGGAGGCCCGCCUCCUCUCUCCCAGCCCCUCCUUCUCCGCUCUCCUGGAGGUGCGCUGUGACCCUGGCUUCACUCUGUCCAACGGCCUCGACGUAGCCAUCCGUCGUUGCCAAGGAGACCGACAAUGGAGCGGGGACGAGCCGAUCUGCACAGACUCCUCAGCAGGCCCCACCCCCACCCUGAUAAUCUGCCCACGGCCAGAGGACGACAUCUUACACAUCAAUGGAACUGGAACCUUGGGAGACACCGUUCAGUACAGCUGUCUGUUUGGAUACACACUGGUAGGAAGCAGAGAGAAUCUCUGUCAACACGAUCAGACGUGGCAGAAUCCUCACCCCAUCUGUCAGAAGAGCUUCUGUCCGCCCCCACAGGAGGUGGAGCAAGGCUACGUGGUGGCAGUUCAGAAGACGGAGUACGAGGCGGGCUUUGAGACCCACUUCCUCUGCAAAAAGAACUUUCUAUUGGACGGGCCCAACCAGAUCGUCUGCCUGUCAAACGGCAGCUGGAGCGCCUCCCCCCCGUUCUGCAGAGCUCGCUGUCUGAUCCCUGCCGAGCGGAGCCGGAUCGUGAUUGGUGGGGUGAAGCGCUGGCCUUAUGAUGUCACAGACGCCAUGGUUCAACACGGGGAGAAGGUGACGUUCUUCUGCAAGCACGCGAGCAAGGCGUGCAGCUUCGCAGCGUCGCAGAGCUGCUUUGACGGAAAGCUAAACCAACCGCACUGCUACCUUGAACCCACCUGGCUCCAGUACAAGCUCUUCCCUCAUCGCCUGGUGUCCGAGAUCAAGGCAUGUGAACCUGGUGACAUGAAAUGAUGACCUCACUUCGACCGUGGAAUCUCAAGCUACACAAGGACACCUGCACACACACACACACACACACACACAUACACCUUGUUCCAUUGCAACAUGACAAGUCAUGCAAACCCUCAUUCUUUCUCUCUCACUCAGCUUGUUGAACAGUUUUUUUUAUAUAUUGAUGGUUCAUGUAUUUAUGCACAUAUAUUGCAUUGGAAUCCAUGUAGUUAUAAUCAAAAACUAUGAUAGUUCAAAUGUUUUUACAUUUAGUCAUUUAGCAGAAGGUCUUAUCCAGAGCGACCUAAUGUAAGUACCGGGAUAUUCCCCCGAGGCAUGUAGGGUGAAGUGCCUUGCCCAAGGACACAAUGUAAUUUGGCUCGGCCGGGAAUCGAACCAGCAACUUUCUGAUUACUAGCCAGAUUCCCUAACCGCUCAGCCAUCUUACUCCCUCUCUCCCUCAUUAUGUUACCACGGUAACAAUCGGUUCAUGUGUGACUCUGGGAUUUCUCCCUGUGUAAUUAGUCUCGUUUGUCUUCGAUGUUUUGUCUGUUUUUUAGUAAGGUCCUUCCUCCUUCCUUGUCUGAUGUUGUUGACGCCUUAAGCCUGGGGGCU